Messenger RNA from Limanda limanda (common dab), 546 nucleotides. RefSeq names its product BAALC binder of MAP3K1 and KLF4 b (gene baalcb). Lineage: Eukaryota; Metazoa; Chordata; Actinopteri; Pleuronectiformes; Pleuronectidae. Gene Ontology annotation, cellular component: cytoplasm. The transcript is spliced from 3 exons. The record is from RefSeq and is a predicted model, not a curated record. The coding region runs from base 1 to 546 and encodes 181 amino acids.
AUGGGCUGCGGCGGCAGCAGGACGGACGCUCUGGAGCCUCGCUACCUGGAGAGCUGGACCAAAGAGACGGAGUCAACGUGGCUGACCAGCACCGACACCGACAUCCCCCUGUCGUCCAUCCAGAGCAUCCCCUCUGAGAACUCCGAGGCCGGCUUUGCUUCUGAGAAAACAAUCAGCCCGGUUCCAGAUUUCUUUGAUGACGGCCUCCCUCCUCCUGCUCAGGCGUACCUGAAGGUCUGCUCCGCCGUGUCGGAAGUCAGUCUGAAUGAUGUGAAACCCAGCAGCCCUCCUGCCAUCCUGCCAUCGCCGCCCAAAGAGGAGGUGCUGCCUUCGUCUGGCACCACGGUGCAGCGGCGGAGCGUUCUGCACACUGAAGAAAUCACAAAAUGGCAGGACAAUCGGAUGUCCACAAAGCAGGUGACCAUCACGGUGACGCAGAGCAUCCAUCAGAUGGACAAGAACGGGAAGGUGAAGAAGUCACUCACCACCUACGAGGUGAUGAAACCUGUGGAGAGUCUGAAACAGGUGGCCACACAAAACACUUGA